Molecule: messenger RNA, 2004 nt
Organism: Bathycoccus prasinos
Lineage: Eukaryota; Viridiplantae; Chlorophyta; Mamiellophyceae; Mamiellales; Bathycoccaceae
Exons: 2
Coding region: 1-2004 (667 amino acids)
Biological process (GO): nucleotide-sugar metabolic process
Molecular function (GO): dTDP-glucose 4,6-dehydratase activity
Source: RefSeq, a predicted model, not a curated record
AUGCCGUACGAGCCAAAGAAUGUAUUAAUCACCGGCGGGGCUGGCUUUAUCGCCUCCCACGUGGCCAUCCUCUUCGCGAAGAAGUACCCGCACUGCAAGGUCAUCGUUCUCGAUAAGCUCGAUUAUUGCGCCAACGUGAAACACUUGAGCGAACUUUCGCACUUGUUAAAUUUUAAGUUUAUCAUGGGCGAUAUUCAAUCGGCAGAUUUAGUUUCGUACAUCCUACGAAACGAAAAUAUCGAUACCAUCAUGCACUUCGCGGCGCAAACGCACGUGGAUAACUCGUUCGGGAACUCCUUUGCGUUCACGGAAAACAACAUUUUGGGCACGCACGUUUUAUUAGAGUCGUGCAAAACGCUCGGUACCAUCAAGAGGUUCUUACACGUCUCCACGGACGAAGUGUACGGGGAAAGCUCGUACGAGUUGAACGCCUCGAACACCGAGCACGCGAGUUUACUAGAACCGACGAAUCCGUAUUCAGCGACGAAGGCGGGCGCAGAAAUGCUUGUCAUGGCGUACGGACGCUCUUACGACUUGCCGUAUCUCAUCACGAGAGGAAACAACGUGUACGGGCCACACCAGUUUCCGGAAAAAGCGAUUCCGAAAUUUAUCAUGUUAGCAAAAAGAGGUUUACAAAUUCCUUUGCACGGGGACGGGAUGGCGACGAGGUCUUACAUGCACGUCGCGGAUGCCGCGAGCGCGUUUGAUAGCAUCUUGCACCACGGCGAAGAUCGAGGUGUGUAUAACAUUGGCGCGCAAGAAGAACGAACGGUGCGCUCCGUCGCCGAAGAUAUUUGCAGUGAAUUGAAGUUGAACGCGGACGAUAUCGUCACGUACGUGAAAGACCGCCAAUUUAACGACCGCAGAUACUUUAUCGAUUGCUCGAAGCUCCUCGCUUUGGGAUGGAAGCAAGAAAAAUCGUGGGAGGACGGUUUGAGAGAAACCAUCGCUUGGUACGAGAAGAAUGGCGAAAACGAUUAUUGGGGCAAUCUUUCGGCCGCGUUAGUCGCGCACCCUACGGGUGGGCACGUCACGGCGUCGCCGAAUGUUUUCGAGGAAAUCGCGGGAAGUACGGCCGAGGGAAAAGCCGACGACGCGGCGGAAGCUAACAGACCGGUGUUUUUAAUCUACGGUCGAACCGGAUGGAUCGGCGGUAUGCUCGGUCGCCUCUUGGAAGAGCAAGGACAUAAGUACUACUACGGCGCGGCGAGAUUAUACGAUAGAAAAGCCGUGGAAGAUGACAUUGCGCGAUGCAAACCUACCCAUAUUCUGAACGCUGCCGGUAUCACUGGUAGACCGAACGUCGAUUGGUGCGAAUCGCACAAGAAAGAAACGGUUCAAACGAACGUUACCGGUAUUUUGACCUUGGUCGAUCUCGCGGAUGAGAACGGCAUCCACGUCACCAACUUCGCCACCGGUUGCAUUUAUUCCUACGACGAAAAACAUCCAAUUGGAGGUCCGGGAUUUACCGAGGAUGAUGCGCCAAACUUUGGCGGUUCCUUCUAUUCGCACACGAAAGGGAUGGUGGAAGACUUGCUCAAAAACUACGACAACCUCUUACAGUUGCGGUUGAGAAUGCCCAUCGAUCACCGAUUGGAUAAUCCGAGAAACUUCAUCUUUAAAAUUGCAAACUACGACUGCGUCGUCGACGUGCCGAACUCGAUGACGGUUUUGGAUGAACUCGUUCCGUACGCCAUCGAUGGCGCGUUGCGAAAGCUUACCGGGAUUUACAACUUUACCAACCCAGGAGCAAUCUCGCACAACGAAGUUUUGCAACUGUAUAAAGAUUACUGUUCGCCGAAUUACACGUGGAAAAACUUUUCAUUAGAAGAGCAAGAUAAAAUCUUAGCCGCUCCGAGAAGUAACAACGAGUUGUGCGAUAAGAAGAUUAAAUCCGCGUGGCCGCAAAUUCUUAACAUCAAAGACAGUUUGAUUAAAUAUGUCUUUGAGCCGAACAAACAGAGUGGCGGUAAAGUGAGAGGCGGCGUUAAAGGAGAAUGUUAA